AUGAGGAUCAUCAUUAAGAACAAUAAAAAGGAAAUGGAGACUGUAUACAAUUUGAUUGAGCAUACAAAUAAUAAUAUUAUUCAUGACUUGUUUGCUAUUGACACAGAAAAAGAAAAAUAUUUUGAAUUAUUGAGGAAAAUAGAGAUGAAAUGUAAAGAAGUACAGGCUAGGAAAUCAAAAAAGAGAGAAAGAGAUGUGAACGAAUAUAGGAACAAUAUACAUUAUCCUAAACUCAACAUUAAGAAAAUAACAUUGCAUUACUUUAUUUCUUGUUUAUUACAGGAUAAAGUUUAUAAAGAACCUUACUGGAUUCAAACCACUUCAGAUGGCUACAGACUUGUGCUUCUCUGGAAAAACGGAGGGUUUUAUUUUGACACCGAUGUUAUUAGCACUAAAAAAAUACCUGAAGAAAAUUUUUUGGCUAGUGUAUCAAGUGAUUCUGUCGCCAAUGGAGUGCUUGGAUUUCAAAAGCAUCAUUCAUUUAUUAUGGACUGCAUGACAGAUUUUGUUCUGCACUACAAUGCUGGCAUUUGGGGGAAUCAAGGUCCUACCUUAAUAACACGUAUGAUAAAGAAAUCAUGUCCCCUUCCACACUACAAAAAGGUGCAAGAUUUUAGAUGUGAUGCCAGGAAUCUGACUUUCAUGCAUCCAUCUCAUUUUUAUCCAAUUCACUGGACAGCGUGGGAAAAGUACUUUGAAGUCUGGAAAGAAAUUCCCACUUUUGAAGACUCCUAUGGCUUACAUUUAUAUAAUUAUAUGAACCACAAAGCAAAAAAGAUGGUUGUAGCAGGAAGCAAUACCUUGGCUGAAAAUCUGUUUAUAAAGUACUGUCCAAGUACUUAUGCCUUCCUAAUAAAGAAAGUAAAAGAUUAAAAGUGACUAAACAGCAUGAACACUAAUCACUGAUUUACGGACCACAUUGUGGAACCAUCUGAGCUUUGUUGAAUUAAAAAAAAAUCAUCAUUACUAAAGACAGAGUACUUGCAUUUGAGUGUAUUAGUGUGAACAUUGUAUGUAUCUGUUUGAUUUAUAUGAACUUUACUAACCUGUAUUCUUUAUUGGUUACAAUGAUUUCCUACACUGUGUUAGGCAGUGAUACAUGCUGAAAAGGUAGCAGUGUACAAAAAUAAGCAAAAGCUUUAAACAUUAACAGAAACACUUGCAUACAAUCAAGUAAUUCUGCUGCAACAAAAGCAAUGAAACAACAGGCAGAAGAACCAUUCAUUUAAAUCAAAAUGAAUAGAAGCAUUAAAAUAAUGAAUAAUGAGAGCUAUCUCAGAGUAAUUUGUGUGUGCAGAAUACUAUCAUGUAUAAAUCAGAUGUCACAAUCAUAUCCUAACAGUACAAGAUUCUGUGUCCUGCUGUGCAUAUCAAAGCUUUGCUUGUAUAUGGUUUGAUGUUACGAACUUAUGAAUCUUAUUAAUCCCAUAGAACUAAGCAUUGUAUGUUACUUCUAAUCCCCAAUAACAGUACAGGCUAUAAUGACAGAUGUAAGACAGAGAUGAAAAGCAUCUCUGACACCUUAUGAGCAUUGACUACAGAUGGAUAUAUAAGUAAAAUAAAUAAUCAUUUCAUCCAAUCAAGUGAUAAAAAGACAUUCAACAACUUAAGGGGCAUUUCAGACAUGUUUUGAGAAAGCAGCAUGUACUGAUGCAAAACACACAUUUUAAAUAAACUUUGUGAUUCUAUAA
Protopterus annectens (West African lungfish) is the source of this 1691-nucleotide messenger RNA. Its product is annotated as alpha-1,4-N-acetylglucosaminyltransferase-like. Gene Ontology annotation, molecular function: acetylglucosaminyltransferase activity. Gene Ontology annotation, biological process: protein O-linked glycosylation. Lineage: Eukaryota; Metazoa; Chordata; Ceratodontiformes; Protopteridae. The transcript is spliced from 2 exons. The record is from RefSeq and is a predicted model, not a curated record. The coding region runs from base 1 to 873 and encodes 290 amino acids.